Messenger RNA from Belonocnema kinseyi, 1376 nucleotides. RefSeq names its product methyl farnesoate epoxidase-like. NCBI's taxonomy places the organism in Eukaryota, Metazoa, Arthropoda, Insecta, Hymenoptera, Cynipidae. The transcript has 9 exons. Bases 38 to 1225 code for a protein of 395 amino acids. Gene Ontology annotation, biological process: xenobiotic metabolic process. The record is from RefSeq and is a predicted model, not a curated record. Gene Ontology annotation, cellular component: cytoplasm; intracellular membrane-bounded organelle. Gene Ontology annotation, molecular function: heme binding; oxidoreductase activity, acting on paired donors, with incorporation or reduction of molecular oxygen, reduced flavin or flavoprotein as one donor, and incorporation of one atom of oxygen; iron ion binding.
UUCUUUUAACUUUGAAUUUUCUCACUUUUUUCUCAAAAUGUUGUUUCUUAUUGUGUGCUGUGUGGUAUUAAUUAUUGGAAUAAUUUGUUUUUCUCUAGGUCAUGAUUCAAAUUUCCCUCCAGGACCAAGAGGUUUGCCAAUUCUAGGCAAUAUUGUAGAUUUAUUAAUUCUUCUCAAAAAAACUGGAUUUUUUGCCGGAGUUUUUUCUGAAUUAGCUGAAAUUUAUGGGCCAAUUGUCGGAUUGCGUUUGGGGCCAAUGAAUACAUUUAUUGUUGUUUCUGGAAGGGAGGCAGUUUCAGAAAUGUUACGACAUCGAGAAUUUGAUGGUAGACCAGAUAGUUUUUCUUAUAGAUUCAGAACGAUGGGUGAGAGAAGGGGGAUUAUUUUUAACGACGGACGUGUUUGUGAAAAUAAUAGAAGGUUUGCUCUAAAGCACUUGAAGGAACUCGGAUUCGGAAAAAAGACAAUGGAAGAUAUAAUUUUGGAAAAUGCUCUUUCGUUGAUACAAACAAUUGAAAAGAAAGCAAAAGAUGGUCUAAUUGAAGAUUUUACUCACAUGUCUUCUAUCGCUAUUUUGAACAAUACCUGGUCCUUUAUAGCAGGCUCCAAAUUUAGUGAGGAGGAUUCGAAAGUUCGCGAUGUUCUGGAGAUGCUGAAUAAUAAUACGAAACAGAGCAGUUUAACGUGGUUCUGUUUGGACUAUUUGCCUUUUUUAAGAUACAUUAUUCCAGGAUACAGUGGCUAUUCAGAAUUCAUAGAGCGACAUUCACGUAUUUGGAUAUAUUUUUUGGAUGAAAUUCUAAAACACAAAAUCACAAGAAUCGAUGGUGUUUCUAGAGAUCUGAUUGACUCAUAUCUCGGGGAAAUUGAUAAACAAAAAAAUGAAUAUACAUCUCUUUUAAAUGAGGAAGAACUCGUUGCCCUUAUGAAAGAUUUUUUUGCGGCUGGAGUGGAAACAACCAAUAAUAGCUUCGGAUUUAUAAUUCUUUAUAUCACAAUAAGAAAAGAUGUACAAAAAAAGUUACAUCAAGAAAUUGAUGAGGUGAUUGGAAAAGAUUCAUUGCCUUCUCUUGUCUUCAAAGGCAAGUUAUCAUACACGAAUGCAACUAUUGCUGAAGUUUUAAGAAUGCGAAUUUGGCCAGUGUUCACAUGGAUGAGAAAUAUUGGGGAGAUCCUAAAAUAUUUCGACCUGAAAGAUUUAUCAAUGAAAAGGGAGAAUUUGUAGACGAUCAGUGGCUCAUUCCUUUUGGUGCAGGUCGUAGAAAAUGCAUAGGAGAUGUUUUAGCAAAACAUAGUUUACUUUUGUUUACCAUCUGCCUUCUACAAACAUUCACAUUUGAAUUGGCUCCAGGCGAAAAACCACCCUACCUAGGACU